GAUGUGCAGCCCGGGGCGGGCGCCGCCUGGGCCGGCCCCGGCGGGGGACCUGCCGCCCGAGUGGGAGACGGACGACGAGCGCAUGGCUUUCCUCUUCUCGGCCUUCAAGCAGAGCCGCGAGGUGAACAGCACCGAGUGGGACAGCAAGAUGGCCUUCUGGGUCGGGCUGGUGCUGGCCCGCGGCCGCCGCCGGGGCGCCGUGCGUACCUGCCUGCGGGACCUGCAGCACGGCUUCGAGCGGCGCGGCAGCCUCCCGCUCGGCCUCGGCACCGUCCUCCGGGAGCUCCUCAGACGUGGCAAGCUGCAGAGGGAGUCAGACUUCAUGGCCAGUGUAGACAGCAGCUGGAUCUCCUGGGGUGUGGGAGUCUUCAUUCUGAAGCCCCUGAAGUGGACUCUCUCCAGUGUGCUGGGUGACAGUAAAAUACCUGAGGAAGAGGAAGUUCUGAUUUAUGUGGAGCUGCUUCAGGAGAAGGCAGAGGAAGUUUAUCGCCUAUAUCAGAACUCUGCGCUUUCUUCUCACCCUGUUGUUGCCCUCUCAGAGCUGCGUUCCCUCUGUGCCAGUGUUUGUCCAGAUGAAAGGACGUUCUACUUGUUGCUUCUCCAGCUGCAAAAGGAAAAGAGGGUGACGAUCCUGGAACAGAAUGGAGAGAAGAUAGUGAAGUUUGCCCGAGGUCUUCACGCCAAAGUCUCGCCGAUGAAUGAUGUGGACAUUGGAGUGUAUCAGUUGAUGCAAAGCGAACAGCUGCUGUCACAGAAGGUGGAGUCCCUUUCCCAGGAAGCAGAGAAGUGUAAAGAGGAUGCCCGGAGUGCUUGUAGAGCUGGGAAAAAGCAAUUGGCGCUGAGAUGUUUGAAAUCCAAACGAAGGACAGAAAGGCGCAUUGAAGAGCUUCAUUCCAAGCUGGAUGCAGUGCAGGGGAUCUUGGAUCGUAUAUACGCCUCCCAGACUGACCAGAUGGUAUUUAAUGCCUAUCAGGCUGGUGUGGGAGCUCUGAAACUGUCUAUGAAGGAUGUUACUGUGGAGAAGGCAGAGAACCUGGUGGAUCAGAUACAAGAGCUUUGUGAUACUCAAGAUGAAGUAGCCCAGACUCUGGCUGGAGUGGGGAUCAAUGGUCUAGCAGAGAUGGACACAGAGGAACUUGAGAAGGAGCUGGACAGUCUCCUCCAGGACUCGACUAAGGAGCCUGCGGAACUGCCUCCUGUUCCCCAGAAGGUGCUGAAUCCCCCCAUUUCUGAUGCUGAGCUUGAAGCUGAAUUGGAAAAGCUCUCUGUUUCUGAUGGAGAUUUGGCACAAAAGACUCCCUCUGCUUCCUCUGAACCCAAAACAGCUCUGGGACUGAAUCUCUAAAGACCCAACAGUAUCCUGUUGCUGCAGUUUGAGAAGUUGUCUUAAGGUUCCUUAACUAAUGACUAGAACUUCUGGGGAGAGGGGUAUCGCUCCCCUGUUCUUCAUGGAUAUCACUUUGCUCAGCAACAGGAUCUCCUGCCAUGACAAUCCACUCUGGAACUGGCCCCAGCUGGUGUUUGUCAUCUCUGUGCCAACAUCUGCACUGGUCUCAAUUUGACUUGUGAUCCCAAGUCACUCUGCGACAUCCAGUCUUCCCUUCUGGGAAUGCAAUUCACUAUUCUGCCCAGUGAAGAUAAACUCUUCUAUGUCCAUAACAGUGCUCGGGGUUUUUUUGUUGUUUUUUUUUUUUUUUCCUUUGCUGUGGCUGAUGUUGAGAAUCUGAGUUGCAGCGGUAUUGCAGUUGCUCAACAUUUGGCUGUUUGUGUGGUUGUUUAAAACACUUGGCACAUAAGUACUGUCCUUGACAUAAGUUACCUGCAACGAGCUUAAACACCUGUUGAUAGUUCUAUCCCUCCCUGUCUGUAUUUUGCACGGUCGUGGACAACUAGACACUGUAACUGUUAAAUUGUAGGAGAUUUUGUUGCUGCUCUAGGGGGCAGCAAUUGCAAGCACAAGACAAAAAUAAUUCCUCUUUCUGUAAUGACACUAAGGCCUUAAAAGGGAGACCUGCAAAAGAUUUUAAAUUAAGGAGUUUCUUACGCUGCCUGUUGUGAUGAAGGCUUGCGGUCACUAUAAUACAAUUUUCUGCUUGCUCUUACUUGAAAUUUGAGCUGCUUGCUAUUUUUCUAUCUUCCCUGUUUGCAAACAAGCUUCUUGGGGGCUGCAGGGUGAUCUGCUUUGAGCUCUCGUACUGAGUGAUUUGGGGUGGGAGAAGGGAUGCGUCAUUUGCCCUUUGAGAGGACAGUUUCGUAUAACAGCCUUGACUUUGCCUUCAGUCUUGAUGUUGGACUUCCACAAGAUUAUGGGUUACCAGAAAGCCCCAAAACAAAACCCUGUAAAAGCUUCUAAUGCAAAAAAACCCAAGCACAGCAACUGAAGAUGUUUUUUAGAGGCUGUCUUUACCCAUCAGAAGCGAAAUCGUCAUCUUUUGCAGGUCACUUUUUUAUUAUGCGUAUGCACAUGGAAGAGCAGAAAGCCUGAUACCUAACGUGAAUAAAUGAAUUCUUUCAGGAGGGGAAUGUGCUGUUAACUGGGCUUUCUGCACGCAGAGCCUGUGUGUGGCAAGGGAGUGACUAGCUACGUGUUGAUGUAUAACCAGUCCUCCUCUCUUUGCACCUCUCCCUGACUCGGAAUGUAUUCCUGUCACCGUGUUUCUACACUGCCUCCUGCACCGAGCUCCAUUGCUCGAGCCAUGUGGAUGGCAGCUUGGGUGAAGCAGACCAGGGCUGGAGUUCCCAUGUCCUGUUAACUAUUGGCGACCCAGUUUUAGCCCCAGAGGACCGGGGACGAAAUUACAGGUGUCACUAGGGUGCUGCGUUGGCUCUGGCUUCAUCGUCACUUUGUUCAAGAGUGCAGACUCCUGCCAGAGAAGGUGUGCUGUAGCCAGCUAGCAGUUUACCCAGGCUGCACAUGGAAUUAUGUGAAAUGACUUGAAGCUCUGUAUUCCUUUCCUUUGUAAGUAAACGGGAGAAAAACCACUGUGUUUUCUGCCUACGUGUAAUAAAGGGGAGGAACCAGAGUCCCUUGUGGUGCCUCCUUUUCUCUGUGCCACAGAUCACUGCCAUAUUAGUGCUGUUCCAGCUGUGCUUCUGCGUCUAUAAAACUUGUCUGCUGAAAGUAAAUGGGCAGUUUCCUGGGCUGCUUUGUCAAAAAACAAAUUGAGUAACUGCUGUACCAGACUUUGAGUUCCCUGAGCCUUUUCUCUGUGUUUAAAAAAGGCCAACAGUUACUAUGUU
Gymnogyps californianus (California condor) is the source of this 3240-nucleotide messenger RNA. It is a transcript of the gene CHMP7, whose product is annotated as charged multivesicular body protein 7. The transcript has 10 exons. The coding region runs from base 2 to 1345 and encodes 447 amino acids. Lineage: Eukaryota; Metazoa; Chordata; Aves; Accipitriformes; Cathartidae. The record is from RefSeq and is a predicted model, not a curated record. Gene Ontology annotation, cellular component: ESCRT III complex; multivesicular body; cytoplasmic side of plasma membrane. Gene Ontology annotation, biological process: late endosome to vacuole transport via multivesicular body sorting pathway; vesicle budding from membrane.